Messenger RNA from Eleginops maclovinus (Patagonian blennie), 2181 nucleotides. Its product is annotated as zinc-binding protein A33-like. Gene Ontology annotation, cellular component: cytoplasm. The record is from RefSeq and is a predicted model, not a curated record. Gene Ontology annotation, molecular function: zinc ion binding; ubiquitin protein ligase activity; protein binding. Lineage: Eukaryota; Metazoa; Chordata; Actinopteri; Perciformes; Eleginopidae. The coding region runs from base 62 to 1471 and encodes 469 amino acids. Gene Ontology annotation, biological process: protein ubiquitination. The transcript is spliced from 6 exons.
CACCUGAAACACAACAGGUUUGCUUUCCUGUAACCUCACUUUGCAGGAAAUCUUCCUCUUGAUGGCUGCGCUUUCGUUCUCUGAAGGGGACUUAUUUUGUCCGCAAUGCUCUGAGAUUUACUACCUUCCCGUGCUUCUAAAUUGUGGCCACAAUAUUUGCAGAUUUUGUUUAAAGAAAUUCUGGGAAUGGAGAGGAUGUCGAGAAUGUCCUGUGUGUCAGGUUGUGUCUGUCCUUGGGAGGCCUCCUAUCAACCUGGAACUAAAGAUAGCUGCGGAGGAAUUUCAGGUGUUAAAGACCAGAAACAGUCAGGACAUUUGUCGUGUUCACAACGAGAAGCUGAAUAUUUUCUGCCACAAUGACCUAGAGCCCAUCUGCCUCGUGUGCCAAAUGUCAAAACAGCAUAAAGUUCACGAGUGCAGCCCAGUGGAGGAGGCCGCCACACAGAAAAAGAAAGAAAUCUCAGACCUGUUGGAGUCCUUAAGGAAACAUUUCAGAUUAUUGAAAAUGACAAAGGUGCAAUGGGAGGACACCAAAAGAUAUAUACAGAGCCAAGUGCAUCAAAGUGAGGCAGCGAUAAAGGAGGAGUUUGAGAAACUGCACCUGUUCCUCAGGGAGGAGGAGAACCGCAGACUGAAGGUGCUCAAACAGGAGGAGCAGAUCAAGAUGCAGGUGAUGUGUGAGAAGCUGGGAAACAUCCAGGAGCAAAUUAAGACCCUCAACUCAACCAUCAGUGAUAUCGAGGUGGCCCUCCGAGCCAAGGAAUUAACAUUUCUACAGGACUACAAGCAGACAAAGAAAAGGGUCAAAUGCACCAUUCAAGAGCCACAGUGUAUCAGAGAUAUCCUGAUCAACUCCGCAAAGCAUCUGGGAUCACUUAGGUUUGAAGUUUGGAAGAAGAUGGCCAGCGUCGUCACAUGUGUUCCCGUUACUCUGGAUCCAAACACAGCCCAGUCCAACCUCAAGCUGACUGAAGAGUUGACCUGUGUGCAGUUCAGCAGUAAGCAGCUCCUACCUGAUAACCCUGAACGCUUCACCAGCCGUGUGUGUGUGCUGGGGGCCACUGGCUUCACGUCUGGGAAGCACAGCUGGAUCGUGGAGGUGGGCCAGGGUAAAGAUUGGCACAUCGGAGUGGCUAGGGAAUCCAUCAAGCGAAAGACUACGGUCUUUCUCAACCCCAGCGAGGGUUUCUGGGUGAUCGGUGUGAGCAACGGAGACUCAUUCUGGGCUGAGACCUCGCCUCGCACCAAGCUGGUGUUGAACCAGAAACCUGGGAAGAUCACUGUACAGCUGGACUAUGAUAAAGGAAAGGUUGUUUUCAUCAAUGAUGCAGAUUCGACAUCAAUAUACACAUUCAAAGAAACAUUCGCAGAGAAGAUUUUUCCCUUCUUCUCCCCUGGAUUGAAUGUACAGGGGAAACUCUGCAGCCAGCUGAUCAUCUGUCCUCAGACAGUAUCAGUGAAUGUCAAGUAGACCCACAUACACUAGACCCAUGGUGCUAGAGUGGACACUUUGCAAGAAGUUGCACUGUUUCAAUAUGAAGUUCGGCAACAAAUGACAUGACACUGUCCUGUAUCCAGUGGUCAGGAAGGCCUCAUACUCUAUAGGGGAUGAGAUAAGACAUGGUGCUAGAGUUGAGGAAGAUUUCGCAAUAGUUAGCUUAGUUUCUCUCAGAAAUUCCGCAGCAAAUUGUAUGACACUGUACUGUGUAUUGAUGAAAUAACACAUGACACUUUCAAACAUUUGAAUUGUUUAAUGUUGUUCAGAAGAAAGUCUCAGGUCAUAUAAAUAUGUAGAGUUGAGUUGAUGUUAUUGACUUUCAUUUUCUUUCUGUUUUGGCUUCCUCUGUGAUGACAUAUCUUUCAGUUUAGAGUCCAGUUUCCUCUGCAGGUAGGCUUUCUUAUUGGGGUCCAUGGAUUUAUCUUUCUUCCCGCUCCCAGCGUAAAGAACGCCCUCUUUGCUUAUUCUCAUCCGAGCAUGAGACUUGGCUUUAUCUCCGCAGCCGUGAACCUAAAAAGGGUGCAGCACAUGUCAAUCAGAUCAGAAAACAACACCUUUCUAAUACUUAGGCUGUCACUUGGUGAAUUAUCAAUACCCAGGCUGAUAAAAUACCUUCCUACCUCGAUGGAUUUUAACAACAAUAAAGAGCCUAAUAAAAUCCAAACCAUCGACUCUUUGUUUGG